Messenger RNA from Myzus persicae (green peach aphid), 1455 nucleotides. RefSeq lists its product as uncharacterized. Lineage: Eukaryota; Metazoa; Arthropoda; Insecta; Hemiptera; Aphididae. The transcript has a single exon. The record is from RefSeq and is a predicted model, not a curated record. Bases 528 to 1313 code for a protein of 261 amino acids.
AGAGAAAACGAAAAUAAAAUUAUUUGGAAGUGCGUAGAGUAUAUUGCAAAGAAAUGUCGCGGUCGAUUACAUUCAUUUGGACAAAGUGUAGUUCAUACUACUGAACAUAACCAUGUGGCCGAUAUUGCCAAAGUUGAAGCUAAAAAAGCAAUGGCAAGACUUAAAAAUAUUGCAAUAACUACUCAACUUAGUACCCAUUCUGUAUUAGGAACACUGACAUUACAGGUACAUAAUUUAUAAACAUAAUAUAAAAUUUUCAAAUAAUUAUUUUUAGUUUAUGAUUUUAGACCACUUCCAACAUAGCUGGACAAUUUCCGAGUACAACAGGAUUAAAACGAACAAUUCAACGAGUUAGAAAAAUAGAAAGAUCAGCUCCUCCUGAUCCAAAAUCAGUAACUGAACUCAAAAUACCAGAUAAUUACACAAAAACUUCAACCGGUGAGCUUUUUUUAAAAUAUGAUAGCAUUGAUUACGAAAAUAACUUAGACCGGUUUUUAAUUUUUACUACCGACAACAAUUUACAAUUGAUGGAACAAUGUGAACAUUGGUUAUGCGAUGGUACAUUUUCUUGCGUACCUAGUAUUUUCCACCAACUCUAUACUAUUCAUGGAAUAAAUUAUUCAAAAGUUGUACCAGCUGUUUAUAUACUUCUUCCUAAUAAAAAAGAAGAUACUUACAAACGUAUGUUUUUAGCAUUAAUAUUUUUAAAACCACAGCUUAAUCCAAAAUCAAUGAUGUUUGAUUUUGAAAAAGCUGCUAUGAACGCUUCAAAAUAUGUUUUUCCAUCAAUUAACAUUAAAGGGUGUUUUUUCCAUUUAACACAAUCUAUUUGGCGACAUGUACAAUCAAAUGGGCUACAAGUUAGGUAUACAAACGAUUCAAAUUUUGCACUCGAAUUAAGAAAACUAGCAGCCUUAGCUUAUGUACCUGAAAAUAAUGUAAUUUCAGCAUUUGAAUCUCUGUUGGAUUCCGAGUUUUAUAGAGAAAAUGAAGAGAGUCUAUCAGGUUUAAUCAACUAUUUUGAAGACACAUGGAUCGGAAGACCCUGCCGGAGAGCGAGAAGAGCCCCUUUAUUUUCUAUAAAUGUAUGGAAUUGUUAUGCAUUAUUAAAGUAUGAUAUUCCACGAACUAACAAUUCAGUCGAGGGUUGGCAUAAUUGUUUUAGUUCGAUGUUAAGUUCUCGUCAUCCAUCUAUUUGGAUUUUUAUCGACUCACUGAAAAAAGAAGAAAGCUUAAACCGUCUAAAAGUUGAACAGUAUAUUGCUGGCAUCAAACCUCCGAAAAAGAAAAAAUACAAAGAUUCUGCAAUUUGACUUAAAGCCAUAUGUGAUGAUUAUGAAAAUCGAUCAAUUAACGACUACCUGCGUGGAAUUUCGUAUAACUUCCAAUAUCAAUUGACAUAAAAAUACAAUUUAUUAUUUUAUUUAUUACAACAUUUUUAAUUAUUAUUAUUUU